GAACAAAGGGUGGAGUGUGAGACCUUCCUCGCUUUUGUCGUAAGUUAACUGGCACUCUGCUCUGCUUCUAGGGUUUUCCAUUUCCAUUUUCUUUCAUCUUCUAUACUUCGAGAUGAGUCGGCACCCUGAGGUAAAGUGGGCCCAGAGGCCAGGCAAGGUUUAUGUUACAGUUCUAUUGCCAGAUUCCCAAAAUGCGAAGGUCAAUCUUGAUCCAGAGGGAGUUUUUACAUUUUUUGCUAAUGCUGGGGCAGGGAACCACGUCUAUGAAUUGAAGCUUGAUCUUUUUGAUAAGGUUAACGUAGAGGAGAGCAAAAUAAAUGUGGGGGUGAGAAGUAUAUUCUGUGUUUUGGAGAAAGCAGAAAACAAAUGGUGGACGAAACUACUGCGCGGAGAUGACAAGGCACCGCACUAUGUGAAAGUAGAUUGGGAUAAAUGGGUGGAUGAAGAUGAGGAUGCUGGUCCUGCUGACUCAGAUGUAGGAGGCAUGGAUUUCUCUAAAUUGGGCGGCAUGGGCGACAUGAUGGGAGGCAUGGGCGGCAUGAUGGGCGGAAUGGGCGACAUGAUGGGAGGCAUGGGCAAUGAUGGUAUGGGUGACGAUUUUGAUGACAGCGAUGAAGAGGAUGAAGAAAUUACCAAGCCUGAAGAGGAAAACACUGUUAAGGCAGGAGAGGAAGUGAAAGCAGGGGGACUCGUCAUAAAUAAAGUGGAAGAAACUCCAGGAGGGAAAGCAGAAGCUGGGGCGAGCACCUGAAUGAUAUAGUUCAGGACGUCAUUGCAGCAUAUCUUUGGCUUUAAGCUUUGACACUUUGGUCUUUGAUGAUUUAAUCAAGACAUGCUUUUUCUAACAGAGUGCCCAAAUUUUCGUUUGGACAAAUAUUGUUCUAUCCUUUCUAUUUGAAUUUGGGUGUUGUUUUAUUAACAGGGUGCUAUUAUGGAUGAUAAUCCGAAAGUGAGUAAUGUUGGAAAGACAUUAUUAUUUAUUGGCUUUCACUAGUAUGGGCCAUUCUAUCUCAUGUAUUUGUUUUUUUUUUGGUUACUGUUGCAACUUUUUAAGCAGGUGCUCAGCUGAGAAAAAAGUUCAACUUUUGACUCACGUGUGUGUGUGAUAGGAUACAAGAGCAAUACAGGACAUCAGGUACUGCCCAGUGCUGGGAUUCUAGCCUAAGACCAUUAAGCUUCUGUAAUUUGAUUGACCGAGGGACCAUGCC
Molecule: messenger RNA, 1208 nt
Organism: Ilex paraguariensis (yerba mate)
Lineage: Eukaryota; Viridiplantae; Streptophyta; Magnoliopsida; Aquifoliales; Aquifoliaceae
Source: the annotation of a GenBank genome assembly